Messenger RNA from Haliotis rubra (blacklip abalone), 1667 nucleotides. Its product is annotated as E3 ubiquitin-protein ligase XIAP-like. The record is from RefSeq and is a predicted model, not a curated record. Bases 205 to 1116 code for a protein of 303 amino acids. The transcript is spliced from 2 exons. NCBI's taxonomy places the organism in Eukaryota, Metazoa, Mollusca, Gastropoda, Lepetellida, Haliotidae.
AUUCAGGCAUAACAACAAAACUAGAUAGAUAGGAUUUCAACCGAUUUAUUCCACGGACAUUAGUCUACAUGCAACAGAUGCACCUUGCUUCUGGUGAUAACCUGCUUCUUGAACAGUGUUAGGUGCCACUAACGACGUCAAGGGGUGUCGACAGCCUCCACUGUCAACCUGAUAUCUUUACCGCGGCUGUUCCUCAGAUACAAGAUGUCAAGUCCCACUGGGUCUUUGCAGCAAAACGUGCCAAGGCACUCACACUACCAAACAUACAACUCCCGAGUUGAAUCAUUUGUUUCCUGGCCUGGACGGUAUGUCCCGAAAACACCCGAGCAACUGGCAACAGCCGGGUUCUUUUACAUCGGGUCAGCUGACCGGGUCACGUGUUUCCAGUGCGGGAUAACUCUGAGAGACUGGGGGGAAGAACAUGACCCUGCGGCUGAGCAUCAGAGAUACUCGGAACACUGUCCGUUCAUCAAGCGGCUAGAGGAGCAGGAAGGCAGGAUAGAUGACCUGAAUUUUGGACCUCCACUGUCUAACAUUGACGAAACCAACGGAGUGAGUCAAAGACCUCCACUGUCUAACACUGACGAAACCAACGGAGUGAGUCAAGGACCUCCACUGUCUAACACUGACGAAACCAACAGAGGUAGUCAAAGACGAGCAGCGGGUGCACCGAAAACCAACAAUAUUAUCUCCAACUUUAAUUGUCUGGACAUCAGAAAACAACUUAAGUUGAUCGUAGGAUUGUUUUUCUCAGAUCCGUUGGUUGAUAAACAAGACCAAACACCUCAAGACGUGUCAGCUUUAGAAGUGAAAAUUUCGACUUUGAAACGAUCGGGCGAAGACAGUGCUACUUUCCUUAAGACCACUGACCAAAAUGAGAAGGAAAACCCUGAAAGUAUGUUUCCUUGCAAUGCUAAUGCACGGAACAGCGGCACAAGGGAACAAUUAGGAAUGUGCAGAUUGUGCACAAAGAAGGAUGUUUCCGUCAUCUUCUUACCUUGUGGUCAUUUCGUUACAUGCAAGUCCUGCGCAAACAAAGUUGACACAUGCAUGACGUGUAAAAUGGACAUUCUGGGACGGACAAACGCCGCUGUAUGCAAGUCUCCAGUCAUGUAGACGAUGGACAUGGCAGUUGCGCAGAGUUGUUUCAUGGACUCGAUUGAAUGAAUGUUAUUUAACGCCGCUCUCAGCAAUAUUCCAGCUAUAUGGCGGACCAGACAAUCCAGUGGAUCUGCAGCAAGAGGAUCGAUCUACGCAACUGGGAUACGGUGACACGUGUCAACCAAGUCAGCCAGCAUGACCACCAGAUCCCGUCAGUCACCUCUUACGACAAGCAUGGGCUGCUGAAGACCAAUAGUAACCCGGAUUAUCAUGGACCCGGGAACAUGAAUUAAUGGACAUUCAACACAUAUAGUGAACAGUUUGUGUAUGAAAUCUUUAAAUGGCAUGUAAUAGUCAUACAAAGAGAAGGGAGGGAUGUAAUUUUCUCAGGAUCUACAUUCCGUUAUCUUAUUCCUUAGUAACAUGGUGAUACCUCAGUACACGCUGAAACGCAGUAAAAUCAAAAGUCUUUCACAAAGUUAAUUUGGCUGCUUUAGAUCGGUUGGGACCAAAGUUGUAUUCAAAUAGUAUAGAUAUUUCAUUUAUCUUAUGUCUGACGUUUGAUU